This is a messenger RNA of Limulus polyphemus (Atlantic horseshoe crab), 1875 nucleotides long. RefSeq names its product sodium-dependent dopamine transporter-like. Gene Ontology annotation, cellular component: neuronal cell body membrane; presynaptic membrane; neuron projection. The annotation marks the transcript as partial. Gene Ontology annotation, biological process: dopamine uptake involved in synaptic transmission; sodium ion transmembrane transport. Lineage: Eukaryota; Metazoa; Arthropoda; Merostomata; Xiphosura; Limulidae. The record is from RefSeq and is a predicted model, not a curated record. Gene Ontology annotation, molecular function: dopamine:sodium symporter activity. The transcript has 9 exons.
GUGGUUUGGUUUACUGCCCUUUUCCCAUACGUUGUUCUUUUCAUCCUGUUGAUUCGUGGACUGACCCUUCCCGGAGCGGUCGAAGGCAUCAAAUUCUACUUGACCCCAGACUUUGCUGCUUUAAAGAAAGCCAACGUUUGGGUUGAUGCAGCCACUCAAGUUAUGUUCUCCUUAGGCCCCGGAUUUGGUGUUCUUCUGGCGUAUGCUAGUUACAAUGAGUUCCACAACAACGUCUACAGGGACGCCCUGCUUACCAGUGCUGUGAACUGCGCGACCAGCUUCUUGGCUGGGUUUGUAAUUUUCUCUGUGCUUGGAUACAUGGCUGGUCAACUGAAUGUGGAAGUGAAGGAUGUGGCGGCAGACGGCCCAGGACUUGUUUUCAUCGUAUAUCCCGAAGCCAUUGCCCUGAUGCCAGGAUCAACAUUUUGGUCGGUUAUUUUUUUCCUAAUGCUACUCACACUGGGUCUGGACAGUUCGUUCGGAGGCUCAGAAGCCAUUAUUACAGCUCUAAGUGACGAAUAUCCAAUCAUCAAACGGAACAGAGAAAUAUUUGUCGCCUGCUUAUUUUCGUUCUACUACCUGAUCGGGUUGGCCAGCUGUGCACAGGGUGGUGGUUAUGUUGUGUCUCUACUUGAUCGUUACGCUGCUGGAUAUUCCAUUCUAUUCGCUGUUUUCUUUGAAGCCCUUGCAGUGUCUUGGAUUUACGGUAUUCGAAGGUUUUCAGGAGACAUCAAGGAGAUGAUGGGGAUAGAAGUUGGACUCUACUGGAAAAUUUGUUGGACUUUGGUGGCUCCAAUUUGGAUUUUGUUCAUUAUUGUAUACGGACUCACCGAGUACGAACCUUUGACAUAUGAAAGCUACACUUAUCCACCGUGGGCCAACGCCAUAGGAAUGUGUCUCGCUGCAUCCUCUGUUCUGUGUAUUCCUGGUGUAGCUGUUUGGAAGAUCCUGACAACUCCUGGAACGUUUGUCGAGCGUAUCCGAAUUUUGACAACUCCAUGGCAAGAUCGCCAGUUCUGCAACGGAGUAACAAGUGACGUCACACAAACGAAGCUAACUCUCCCACCAGGAGGAGUUCCAUCUGCAAGUAUUUGAGUGAUUAUAAAUUAUUGUAUUUAAACGUAAAUCUUUUGUGUUCAAGGGAAGUUCCAAACAUUCGUAAUGUAUUUUAUUAACCAACCUUCCCACAAGUUUAAUGUGUUGACUGUUUUUGAUGAAGUACAGCCCACUAGAUGGCACUACGGUAUGAAAUUAAAAGGAAAACUUGAACAACCACCGAUGGUAUUUAUACUGCAUGUAUUAGCAUAAUUUUAUAACGUUUUUUCUUUAUUUUUUUUUCUAAAAGAUACAUUUACUAAAAGCGGAACAGUAAUUAACGUUUAGAGAAUUGCACCUAAAGACAUGUUAACUUUUUGCAAUUUUUUGUUCCACAAUGAUUGGCUAUGUGUAUCCAUUGCUGUGGGUGUGUGUAUUUUUCCCCAUAGUGCUCUGCCUUGCCUAAUCCGAGUCCUUAAGUAAUGGUGUGAACAUUUAGAUUUGCGAUUCUUGUAAUAUAAUUCAUGACCUAAUACAAUCACGAAUGAGUUGGGCGUGACAUAGUGGUUAGCGUGUCAGACUGCGUGUAUUAUGGUCCGAGGUGUGAGACGUAAUUCCCCCAGAACACACGCCGCACUUUCAACUUGAUGUUGCUGGCUGACUGCCUUCCUCCUGAUCAAUAAUAUCUUGGUCCUAAGAUAUCCUGACCAUUAAGUUAGGCUGAUAAUUUCAAUUCCUUUCCCAAACAGUGUUGUUUCAAACUUUUAUCAUUUUCGGGUUCUGCUUUUAUAUAGAUUAAAUUGUUUUCGUCAUUGUUAAUCCAGAACGUAAACCAAUUAU